Aphanomyces astaci is the source of this 372-nucleotide messenger RNA. RefSeq lists its product as hypothetical. NCBI's taxonomy places the organism in Eukaryota, Oomycota, Saprolegniomycetes, Saprolegniales, Verrucalvaceae. The transcript has 3 exons. The record is from RefSeq and is a predicted model, not a curated record. The coding region runs from base 1 to 372 and encodes 123 amino acids.
AUGUGCGAAUUGUUUGCAGUCGCACCCGCUACGUUCGCACGCGUAUUGGUGAACGCCGAAAAAGCCUUGUCUUGUGCUUUAAAGACAAUGCCGGACGCGUCGAUUCGUUGGCCGACUUUCGCUCAGCAAACGUGUUGGGCCCAAGCAACUGAAGCCCGCGAACAACUUGUGACCGGUGUCUUUGCAUUCGUCGAUGGAAAAAAUCUCCCAGUUCGGGAGCCGUCGUCAUCGGAUUUGCAAAAUGCGCAUUACAAUGGAUGGCUGCAUUCCGUGUUUGUGACGGGACUGCAGGCUAUGAGCGACUCGAUUACAUCACUACGACAGGCCGCCGAGUGGGGAAUGGGAGCUGCGGUCAAAGUUACCGCCAACUAG